AGACAUGUAGUCGGGAUAUGAAAUUGUUACAGGACUCGCCCCAAAAUAAAGUCGUUUCAUGAGAGCGGCGGAAAGGAAAAUUUUGGGGGGAAAAGUAGAUAACUCACGACUCAACUCAAGUACAAAACUGAUGUUUUGCCAGUAGUAUAAUAAAGUGGGGUUUUCAUUUUUGACUUGAAAGUUGAUCUGCCAGAGAAACAACACGAGGGCGUUGAUUGAGUGUAAUGGAUUUAGAAGGAAGCCCAGUAAGCAAUGGAUUCCACAUGCCUGCUGAAUGGGAGCCCCAUUCCCAGACUUGGCUGGGUUGGCCUGAGCGUGGUGAUAACUGGCGAGAUAAUGCCGUGCAUGCUCAGAUUGUAUUUGCGAAGGUGGCAGCUGCAAUUUCAAAAUUUGAGCCAGUCACAGUCUGUGCUAGUGCUGCUCAGUGGGACAAUGCACGCAGACAGUUACCACAUAAUGUCAGGGUCAUCGAAAUGAGCAUGAAUGAUUCUUGGUUUCGGGACUCUGGGCCAACUUUUGUUGUGAACAAGAGCAAAUUAGGACCAGGUAGUACAAAAGAUAAAGUUGCUGGCAUCGAUUGGAACUUUAACAGCUGGGGUGGUGCUGAGGAUGGUUGCUACACUGAUUGGAGUCUCGACCUUCUUGUUGCUAAAAAGAUAAUUUCUGUUGAAAGGCUUCCUAGGUUUCCUCAAUCUAUUAUUCUUGAAGGCGGUAGCAUCCAUGUUGAUGGAGAAGGAACUUGUCUUACUACUGAAGAGUGCCUCUUGAAUAAAAACAGGAACCCACACCUUACUAAAGUACAGAUUGAGGAUGAACUCAAAGCAUAUUUGGGUGUCAAGAAGAUUAUAUGGUUGCCUCGUGGAUUAUUUGGUGAUGAUGAUACUAAUGGUCAUGUGGACAAUAUGUGCUGCUUUGUUAAACCUGGUGUGGUUUUGUUAUCAUGGACUGAUGACAAAUCAGAUCCGCAUUAUGAGAGAGGUGCCGAAGCCUUGUCUGUUCUUUCCAACUCUACAGAUGCUAAUGGUAGACAAUUUCAUAUCAUUAAACUCCACAUUCCUGGACCACUUUACAUGACUCAGGAGGAAGCUGACGGAGUUAUUCAGGAUGGGAAUGGUAAACCUAGACUGGCAGGUACGAGGCUUGCUGCUUCCUAUGUAAACUUCUACAUUGCCAAUGGAGCUAUCAUUGCACCACAGUUUGGGGAUAAAAAGUGGGAUGAUGAAGCCGUCCGUGUCUUGUCUCGGGCAUUUCCAGAUAACGAAGUUGUAAGAAUUGAAGGUGCGAGGGAGAUUGUUCUGGCCGGUGGAAAUAUUCACUGUAUCACACAACAGCAACCUGCUUGUCCAUGAUCAUUACCAAGUCAAUUGACAUGUGUGACCAUGCAUCUGUGUCGUAAGAGCAGCUUCUCAAUGUAUUCAGUUGCAGAAAUGUUAGUAGACAUAGAACGCCAUUUUAAUUACAGCUUUUCAUCCGUAACAAUCAUUACCACAAUUGUCAUGGUUUUAAUUGAUUUUGCAAACGUUUAUCAGACUCAUCAGCCGGGAUCCUUGACAUAUUUUCUAUGUAGUUUUAAAAAAGUUUCUAAUUUCUUAAAAUUCAGCAUUCCGCUGCAACUUAACUUAUCAUUUUAUUCUAUUUUUAAAUUUUUCUGUUUCGUGCAGUGCAUUGUGCAGUCUAUACUUGCAUGUUGUCUAUGUUUUCUUAAUGAAAAGUUAAGUUGUGCGUCUGGAAAUAUUUCCCAUGAGACUCACUUCUCAGAUGCAACACCUUUGUUUUCAGUUCUGAUACUCCUGAGCCACUCAUCCAACCUAAUAUGCAUUUAUAAAUUUUUCAUGCUUGUCUAUUUGUAGUUAUAUGCAUUAUGAAAAAUCGAAUAACAUCGUUUUUCAAUUUAAAAUAUAUAGAUUAAUUGUUUAUAUAAUUUGUUAAUACUAUUGUAAAUCGCGGUUCAACAUCAUCCAACAAUAAAUUUUAUUUUAUUUUUUGACAGAUCGUCCAACAAUAAUUGUAUCUGUGUUGAUUAGAUAUCUAGAACUAGAGGUGAACACGGGUUGGGUUGGGCGGUUUCAAGGCAAAAAACGACCCAACCCAAUAUAAUCGGUUUAUGAAAAAAUUAACCCAAUCACUCAAAUAUAUUUGUCUAACCCAACCCUAUUAUUUAUAGGUCGGGUUGGGUCGGUUUGGGUCGGGUUAAUUGGGUUUAUUCUUCCGGUCAAAAUUCAAACUCAAAAUAGAAGUUUAAAAUUAUUAAACAUUUGUCAAGGUAUCAUUAAACAGAAUUGAUUAGCAACGUUAAAGCAGAGAUUAUGAUUUUCUCUAUCUUAGUUUCCAGCGCCCUAAAACCUACUAUUAGGACAAACUAUCAGUACAGAAAAGUGUAUAUUUUUCCCUCUGUUCGGACGUGGUGUAGAAUUAGGACUAGCAAACCAUGGAUCCAUUUAUUUAUUAAAUAUAGAGAAUUGAUAAAUAAGCUCCACAUUUUACUAUUUAAACUCCAAUUCCAUAUUUUAUACCACAUUUGCCCAUAUUUUCUACACAUGUUUCAUCCAUAUUAUAGGUGAUUAUGCUCUUUGGGUAGAAGAAAAAAUUGAAAUGAAGCUUAAAUUGUAAAGUUUGGAGCUUAUUUAUCAAUUUCCUAAAUAUCUAUACUAUACUAUACUAUACUAUAAUAAGCCAACAUAGGGAUAAUUUGUAGUCCUACUUUUUCUUCUCUUUUUUUGGUUUCGUCUCGUUUUUUGGUUUCGUCUCGUCUCGAUGCUACGCUGAUGUUAAAAACAGUUUCCUAUUAGUACUCUCUCUCCGAGCAGAGAUUGACUUUGCAGACAAUACUAACAGUCCGCUAAUUAGCCCGCUGUAGAUACAGAAAAUAUAACAAAAACCCAUAUACAAAAACUCUUUAAAACCUCAAAAUUUUUGAAGAAUUGAAGCGAUGGGAGCUUAUAUACCCUAUUAUGGAACAGAGUUUGUGCUGGAUGUGAUUGCAAGUUUGGGUUUGGUUUUGUUUGCUGGGCUUGAGGUUCUUAUCAAGUCUGGGCGGCCUCAAGAUCGUAAGCAUGCUGCGAAAAUAUACCCGGUGGUAAAAAAUCAGCACCUAUUGCUUUGCACACUUUUGAUUGGUAAUUCUUUAGCAAUUCAUGUGCUACUUUUCAUUCUAUCUCUCAACAACACUACUUAAUUCAUCUCCCAUGAAGGUAUGUUCUGCAACAUAUAUAUGAAUAUGAGUUCUCUAUGUUCUAAAUAAGUAGCUUUCUUUGUUAUCCAUUGUUUAUUUAUCUUAAGUUAAGCAGUUUUUUUGUUGUAUUGGAUAUUGUAAUUUUUAUAAGCUGGUGAUUAAUUUGUCAAACUACUUUGGUGUUAUAUCAUUUUGAUUCUCAAGGCAUUUCAUAUAUAUAUUUUUAUAAUUAAUAUUGGAUAUAUCUCACACUUUGCGAACAUCUGCGAGUGAAUGAUUUGUUCAGCUGCUUCUAAGGAAAGGUUCGGAGCAGAUAAUUGGCUGAUACAAUUCCCUUCUGUCCUCCAAAGAUCAUUACUGACCACGGUCUUCUGUUGUGGGACAGUGGAAUUCAAUUUAGACGAACUCGGCCUGUUCUCUGUUUGAAGGAUAUUGUGGCGAUUCAUCCGACUCAAUACGCGUCUGAAAGGAUUAUUGGUCGAUUGAAGCUUAUUAAACAAGGAACUCCGUUGUUCAUGACAUGGAUUCCGUACAAAGGACAGAGCUCAAAUGCGAGGGUUUCUGAAAAUGACAAGAAUCUUUAUACUAUAAGGGCAGUGCCUUUUACAGAGAUUAGGUCGAUUCGCAGGCACACUUCUACCCUUGGGUGGCAAUACGUAAUUGUUGUUCUGUCAUCAGGUUUAGCUUUUCCUCCUCUUUAUUUUUAUAAUGGAGGAGUUCAAGAUUUUCUUGCUACAAUAAAAGAAACAUGUUCAUCUUGUCAGGUUUUUUGCUAUGUUUUGUGAACUGUGUUGCAAGUAUUCCAGCAGCUGGAAAUUGAUUAUGUGAUCGGAGAGAGUCACAAAGAGUUGUUGCCUAAUUCUUCUGAUCCUGCUGCUAUUAUUCGAAUCUUUGGCGUCACAAGAGAAGGUAUCAAUUAUCAUACUGAUAUGCAUCUUUCUAGCUUCUCACAAAAGAGACCCAAUCAAAUCCUCAGGUCAACUCCUCCACCCCAUCUCUACUUACAUGCUCUCUAUAUCUCUAUUAUAUCUGCUACCUAUCUAUUGUUCAAAUUAGUGCUUUUCUGGGGUUUGUCCAACUCCAAUAUAUUGUAUGUUUAAUUUAAUUAUUGAUAGUAUCAAACUGAUAAUUGGGUUAUUUUUAUUAUUAAUGUUCAGAUUCUUGGGUUAUGUUUGUUUACAAUGAUUAUAAUCUUAGGACUAUUAUUGAUUAAUGAUUACUGUAUAGUUCUUUUUCAGGGAAGGUUAAUCGAAUUUUUCCCCAAGGUGGUAUUAUAUCUGGGGAAAUGAACUUCGAAUUGGCUGACAUUUGAAGAACAAUUUUGCAAUUUGCUAUGCAUGAAUUGGGUCUUUCCUCUCGGAAGCCUUACAAGAAAUGUGCAAGCUCAAGUAUUACUAAAGAAUGAAGUUCGAGUCAUCCUUGGACCCCAAACUACUCCUGAAACAAAUUUUGUUGUUGAGCUUGGAGCAAAAUCUCAAGUUCCUAUUGUCUCCUUUUCGGCAACAAGCUCUUAUCUAUCACCUGUGCGGAGCCCUUACUUCAUUCAGAUGGCAGGGGCUGAUUCUUCUCAAUUGAAAGCUAUUGCUUCCAUAUUUAAAGGAUUUGGAUGGAAGGAAGUUAUCUUUGUCUACGAAGACACUGGCUACCAAGAUGGAUUGAUUCAAUAUUUAAGUGAUGCAAUGAGGGAGGCCGACAUUCAGAUAUCUAUGUCAAGUGCUAUUUCUAUUUCUGCUAAUGAUUUACAGAUAGAAGAAGAACUUCUCAAGUUGAAAUCAGCUUCAAGUAGGGUGUUCUUGGUUCAUAUGGCUCCCCCCCUUGGAUCACGAUUUUUUCUUCAGGCAGACGCUGCAGGAAUGAUGAGUGAAGGAUAUGCAUGGUUAACUACUGAUGGUUCGAAUACGUUUGCUUCUAUGGAUGCUACAGUUAGAGAUGCAAUGCAAGGUGUUCUGGGCAUAAGGCCUUAUGUACCCAAGUCAACAAAGCUUACAGCUUUUAAAAUGAGGCGGGGAAGGGAAUUGCAAUGCACGAAGCCUAAAGCUGAGCUUAAUAUUUUUGGAUUAUGGGCAUAUGAUGUAGUUUGGGCAUUAGCUAUGGAAGUAGAGAGGGUGACACCAGAUCAUAAUGCAGACCAUAAAGAAAAUUUAGGCAUUUCUGAAUUAGGCCCAACAUUUUUGAAAGAACUCUUGCGCACUAGGUUCAAGGGCUUAAGCGGAGAAUUCAGUCUGGUAAAUCGCCAGUUGCAGAUAUCAGAUUUUGAAAUACGAAAUGUAAUAGGGAAUGGAGAGCGAUCGAUAGGCUAUUGGACCCCAGACAGAGGAUUGUCGAGAGAUCCAGAUUCAUUGAACAUAUCUUCGACAUAUUCAACUUCUGUAAAUGUUUUGAGAAGCAUCAUUUGGCCUGCAGAUUCAACUUUCAAGCCGAUGUAUUGGGCAGUACCCACAUCAGGGAAGAGAUUGAAAGUGGGGGUUCCAGUGAAAGAUGGUUUUACUGAAUUUGUGAAACUUCAGCAGUUUCAAAAUACUGCGGAGUAUAAUAUCACCGGUUUUUGUGCAGAUGUAUUCCGAUAAUUAUUAUUAAAUUUGCCAUUCAAAAUUGAGAAUCCUCAAUAUAUCCCUUAUUAGAACCUGACUACAGGAAGUGCUGGGAGUUACGAUGAUCUUCUUACACAGCUUGAAGAAAAGGUGUGGUGAUUCUAAUAUUGGAGCACCGUGCAAAUGACCCGGGAAAACUUGAAAAGGUGAUUUGGUUUCCAUUUGGCUCUCUUGUUUUUGCUGAAAGGAAUUUGGUUACUAGCAAAUGGUCUCAAUUUGUAUUUGUGAUCUGGUUGUUUACGGCAUAUAUUGUGAUGUAGAGUUACACAGCCAACUUAUCUUCAAAUAUGGCUAUUUCUUGGCUACAACAUUCAACAGACAAGCUUUAUUGUAUUGGUUUCCAAGAUGGUUCUUUCGUGAAGGAGAUACUAAUCAAGAGAUUGGACUUCAACAUAUCGAGAAUUAAGUCUUAUGCAAGUGUGGAGCAAUAUCAUGAUGCUCUUUCCAAGGGAUGCCAGAACGGAGGAGUUGAUGCUAUACUUGAUGAGCUUCCCUCCAUCAAGAUCUUUCUUGAUAAAUAUGGUAGAACCAAUCCUAUAUUGCCAUCUGUUUCAUCAUUUCAUGUAAGGAAAUUGUUAAUGUUUCCUAACUGAGAAUCAAGUCUUUUCACUUCCAACUAAGCCAAUAUCAUUCUUAGACUUGUAUUUUGAAAUUAAUUUUGUUAAUGUGUAACUGUGUAAGUAACUAGUGUGCCAAUGCCAAAUAAAUGUUGUUCUGGGUAA
This is a messenger RNA of Daucus carota subsp. sativus, 6485 nucleotides long. RefSeq names its product agmatine deiminase. The transcript has 19 exons. The record is from RefSeq and is a predicted model, not a curated record. NCBI's taxonomy places the organism in Eukaryota, Viridiplantae, Streptophyta, Magnoliopsida, Apiales, Apiaceae. Gene Ontology annotation, biological process: putrescine biosynthetic process. Bases 225 to 1349 code for a protein of 374 amino acids. Gene Ontology annotation, molecular function: protein-arginine deiminase activity; agmatine deiminase activity.